Mastomys coucha (southern multimammate mouse) is the source of this 3803-nucleotide messenger RNA. It is a transcript of the gene Catsperb, whose product is annotated as cation channel sperm associated auxiliary subunit beta. The transcript has 28 exons. The record is from RefSeq and is a predicted model, not a curated record. Lineage: Eukaryota; Metazoa; Chordata; Mammalia; Rodentia; Muridae. Gene Ontology annotation, cellular component: CatSper complex; cilium. The coding region runs from base 197 to 3526 and encodes 1109 amino acids.
UGGCUGUUACCAAAGUUAGGUAGACUGCUAAGGCAGUUAACUGUGAAAACUCAGUUUUUGAUACUUGGGGUCUUCAAUCUGUAGAGAAGAAACAAAGCUAAGAUAUAAACAACAACACAAAACCAAAAGGAAAGGGAACAAGGAAGACAUACAAUUAAAGGUUUAUUUCCUACAUGAAUGUUUAAAGUCUUUCACAAUGGAACCACCAGUUACAUAUGUCACGCUUUUGCUUUUGAAUGUAUUUGAAUUUUCAUCAGGAAUAAUACAUAAUAGUGGUAAGGAGCGAACUUACUUUUCUUGUUCCGGUGAUGGGAUCCUCACAGGCCUGCAUACAAUCAAGUUGUUCCUUACCACUGACAAUUUGAAAGUCUACUGUUUCUUCCGAAAUGAAAACGAAAGUCCUUCAAGAGAAAUUUUGGGUCUUUUUACAUCAGGAGGCCUUGCUCCCAACAUGAUAAUUAUGAACAGUACAUACUACGGUGGCUACCAUUUUAAAUUAACUCCGUUCAGUGAUCGGCUUGAGUGGAUAAUUGAUAUUCCUAGAGAAAACAUCACAGUAAACACAGACAUUGCAGCCAUAGAACAAUGGAUAAUAAAGAUCACAAUGCAUGAAGGAUUAAACAUUUAUGAUACUGAUGGGACCUUAUUGGAUAUUGUUCGAGAGCCUAUUAUUCAGUGGAAUCUUGGGCGUGUACUUACAGAAAUGGAACUCAAAACUUUAUAUCCAGAUGUGGAAGAUAUCAAAGUGACAAAGAGCCCCUGUGCCAAUGAUGUGGCUUUAAUAGGCUUUAUUAUGAAACCAUCAUCUAAUGGUGUUUUCAUAGGCAAAACCAUUUCUGGAUUUUGGACCUAUGAGGAAUGCAUAUGGUAUGACAUGACAGAGAUCAUCUAUGCAGAACUUAAAGAUGAACACGAAGGACUCACAGUGAUAGAUUUGGUUUUAACAAAUCAUUUUUUAGUCAUCCUUACCUCUUUGGGUCUUUAUGUAAGUAGUGAUCUUCGUUAUCCAAAGACUUCACAGAUAAAGCUUUCAAGAGCAGAGUUUUGUGGAUUUGAAAGGGUUGACUACAUAAGAGGAAAGCUGUGGUAUAAUGAAAAAUGUUUUGCAAACAGAGAAAGUUUUGAAGUUGAUUAUGUUACUAUCACUUUCAAGAGAAACAGGACCCUCAGUGAGUCCAGUUCUUGUUUUUUCAGUAAAGAACCAUUUCUUCAUUGGUUACCUUGUGUAUUGUCUACUAAUAAAAAUGAAGGAUCCAUUCCACGUGUGAUAACAUUUCUUAUUGACCAAGAAACUGAAAGUGGAAUUUAUUUCUUCCAUUUGCCAGAUACGAAAGAGACUUAUGUCACUGUAGCUAUGCUCAAAGAUGGGAAACCAAGCACUCGACCAAAAUUUCCUAGUUUCCGAUUUCCUUCAACAUUCACUUAUCCACUUGGAAUGUUGUUCCAUCCCCGAAGCCACUUUCUGUAUGUUUAUGGCAAUCAGGUAUGGGUUUCAAUGGAUGGUGGCAAUACUUUUGAAAUGGUGUGUAACUUAUUCUUACACCAUGUAAGGAAGACUUCUCACAGCUUUUAUACUUCAGAUAUUGUUUUAAUGGUAGAAGAUGGAAGGAUUUUGACAACAAAGGCAGGAUUUUUGAGGUAUAAUGAAUUGGGGACAUUAAAUGAUACAAUUUUCACAUUGUACUAUGACCAAUUGGGAUACAUACACAAACUGACUCCACAGGCCUUUGAUGCUGGUUCAAAACUUUUAGGGUAUGGAAGUUCUGGCAGUAUUUUUGGAAAGGCACCUGAUUUGGGAUUUGAAACUGCACUAGUUCCGCAAUACAUCUCUCCCAAUGAAAUGUUUUUCUUUUCAUAUGUACCUCUGACUAUGCCUACCAGAAUUCAGUGGCAAAAGAGAUUUAGAACUAUUCACUUUGGGAAAAUGAUAAAGUUCAGUAAAGGUGGAGCUGCUUAUAUCAGAAAUAUAUAUGAUCAUAGAACUGAACCUGUGGGAUUACAGACAUCCGCUCACACAACAAUAAUGGAACCUUUUGGGAUGGAGGACUCAAAGGACAGCCCUUGUUUACUUAGCAAUCUUGAAAUUACAUAUUCUGGAAAUGUAUACUACACGCUUACACUUCUAUCAAAAGAUCCCCAGAAUUCGUUUAAAUCUACAGAUGUAGAAAAGUCUGUGGUAGUACCUGGCCAUAGUAGCUUUCUGAUCAUGGAAAUUAAGGAUGAAUGGACUGCUUCUGCCUUUGCUACUAUGCCUCAAAUAAUAAAAUCAACAUUGACAUUUUCAGCAGGCUCUUGGUUCUUAUACAACUUUGGCACAGUUGGGGGACGGAAUUGGACCAUAAGUGCAAAACCAUGUAAUUUUUUGAUUCAAGAAGAUAGUCUUGAUUUUAUGUCCCUUAAUCUUGUAAAGUAUAUUGAUGUGGGAAACAAAGUAGAUUUUCAAUUUAAGAUUAUUCCAACAGACAUUUCAACAUAUCCUGUCCCUCCUACCACUGUGAUUAUUGGAAACCCAGUGUUGGUGGAUAUUAAUGCAAUAGGUACUUUUGACGUCAAUCAAAAUUUUCUUCUAAAGGUUCAGGUAGCUGGCAAACUUUUUAAAAAAGGUUCCACUUCACUAUCACUGAUACUUUGGGAGGGACCAACUUCAUGCUUUGCUACUACACUGCUGCCAACCAUAAAGAGCAGCUGCAGUUACCUCAGGACUAUGCACCAUACUCCUGGUAGGCACAUACCACCUGAAGACUGGAUUAGUGGAGUUCACAAGGACAGUCAAGGUUUUAAUAUGAUCAAAACUCUGCCGAUAAACUACAGACCUCCAUCUCAUAUGGGAAUUUCUAUUCCACUCACAGAUAAUUUUUAUCAUGCAGACCCUAGCAAGCCCAUACCAAGAAAUCUAUUUCACAGGUCAAAGGAAACUGGCAAAUACAAACAGUGUGCUAAUGUUACCAGUCGGGCAAAGUGCAACUGCUCAGAACAUCAAAAGUUUUCACAUGCUGUUGCUUUCUCAGACUGCAAAGAAAAGGUUCAUCGCUUCAAGUUUCCAGUCACACAAUACCCAGUUGUUUUGGAAAUUUUCAAUGAAAGAGAUAAAGUCUCCGCAGAACCUCCAUAUUUAGUUACCAUAACUGAAGUGAAUAUGAGGAAAAACUGGCAACUAAAGCACAAUGAGCCAGAAAAUGUUAAGAAAAUGAAGAAUUACUUAGAGCCACUGCUUAAGACUCCAGUAUAUAAUCCUUUAGGUCUCAACCUAACCAUAAAGGGCUCUGAGCUGUUUCACUUCAAGGUGUCUGUGGUUCCUGGAGUCAGCUUUUGUGACUUAAGUGAAGAAUUUCAGAUUUAUGUUGAUGAUGUACCAUUGCCUUUUCCAGGACAUGCACUAAUAGCUGUUGCAACAUCUGUAGUGCUAGGGGGAUUAAUUUUUAUAGCAUUUGUGUUCCAACUGCGUAACAUCCACCCACUCAGAGCAGUGAAGAAAUUCAUUACUGGACGUCAUACACUCACCUCAAGUACAACUGUUAACUCAUAAUUGGAAGUCUGUAUAAUUAACCAAUGAUAAUUGAAUAUCUUUGAAUCCUAGUUCCAUUAAACAUGUUCAUAUAAUAUACUUAUAUUUUUUAAAUGUGCAUUUGGUACUAUGCUAUACAAUUAUUAUACUAUUAUAAUUCUAAUUCCUGAUGGUCAGCAGUUCCACAUUACCUUUUCUUAUUUUUAAAAUACAUAAAAGAUUGUUUUAGCACUUACAUGGAAAUGUUUUUUUUUUGUGGGGGGGGAGAGGGAUUGUUUUCCAAAAUAUAAAGUGAUAA